Labrus mixtus (cuckoo wrasse) is the source of this 2153-nucleotide messenger RNA. RefSeq names its product protein AF-9. NCBI's taxonomy places the organism in Eukaryota, Metazoa, Chordata, Actinopteri, Labriformes, Labridae. The coding region runs from base 441 to 2153 and encodes 570 amino acids. The transcript has 2 exons. The record is from RefSeq and is a predicted model, not a curated record.
UCCAGGAAUUUAACUUUCCUGCUCAUGAGCGAUGAUCCCAUUAUUCCAGAGCCAGCCGCUGAGGGAGACAAUCUCAUUCAUGUAACAAGAAAGAGUGAACAACAAAUGGAAUUUUUGGGAAAAUCAGAGAUCUAUCUUUUUUAGGGAUUUUGUUUUCAAACUUUUUGAGCGCUGAAGUCCUUGUUACUUGUUUAGAAUAUAUUUCAUCUUUUAGAAAAAAGCUUAACCAUCAGUAGAGUACUCUCUGAACUGAGCUGAUUUUUUUCUGCAGUUAAUAUCAACUGAAAAGUUUUAGUUAAACAGAGAAAAAGAGUGUCUGGAAAAAGUGGGGAAAGAUCAUUGCACAACAAAGGAAACAGCUGAGUACCAACAUCAGUGCCCCUUGUACAGUUUUCAAUAACCGGGACGGGAUCGGCAGUCUACCACCAGGGAAGAGACCAAUGAUGGAUAAUUAUUUUAAGCCUGUUCACAGCCCUUCUGGGCCGGGAGAAAUCAAGCCACGGAAGCAUCACCACCAACACCAUCACCAUCAGCUUCACCAUGACCAAGACCCUCAGUCACAAAGGUACACAAUGUUGGAUGUCACAGACAGAAUUGCAGAUGACAGCCAUGGGCAUCACCUUCGCCAUCAACGUGGUCACUAUAUCCAUGACGAUCCUCAUCGUCAUCAACAAUCACAGCAAUUUCACCACAGUGAAGAGGAUGAGAUACUUUACAACUCUGAAACCCCUGUAACUCUUUCUCGGGCCUCUUCUUCCUCCCUUUCUUCCACCGAUUCUUCCUCCUCUUUUUCCUCCUGGUACACAGAGGAGAGUGCAAAUGAUCCUUUCACUCUUCGUCAUGCGGAGCAGCCACAGCACUCACUGUCCUGCUCCAACAUAGCAGAUGUUCGCAGAGGUUUCAGGGAAGACAACGGCAGCGAGCCCAUUGUCUUUGCCACCGUGCAACAUGGCAAAAAGGGCAGUGUUUGCAGUGAGACCCAUGUGAGCUCACACAAGAGGGAAAAGGGUGGUUUUUCAUCUCUUGACCGAAGUCACAGCAGGAGUGCAGGCCUCCUGCGGGGUAUUGACAGCGAUGUUGGAGAGGAGCAGUCCAGGAUAUCGCACAUGAACUACAGCACUCUGUAUAAGUCAUCUAGUUUGAACCGAAGCCUGGCUUUCAGCGAGGACGACAUUCUGUUAGGGGUCUCCCUUGGCCCCAAGAGAGCAGUGUCCUCCAGCCAGUUACCCAGCAAAGGCAUCCUGAAAAACAAGGAGCCUCUUACUGACAUCCGCAAGGUUAAGUCCAUGGAGGUGCUGUCCCCUAGAGUUUCCAAAGGACAAGAUCCCAGUGGACAGAAGGGGAAAGGAAUCACUCAAGUUGAGAUGGAGCAAGCCAGGGCAAAUUUUGUGCAGGGGAAGCUACAAUUUUCAGCCUUUCUAGAUGAGAUUACAAAGCAGGUUAUAAGCCCGUCAGAUCUCACUAUCUUGGGUUUGAACAAAAAUAAACCUACUGGAAAGCAACCUGCCCCAGCCCAAACACCGGGCCCAGUAAAGCCUCAGCUCCCCCCAAAGAAGCACAGAGAAAGCUCAGAAGAGGAGAGGACGCAGCGUCCGAGACAGCAAGACAGACAGGAGGAAGCAGCUUGCAGCCGCUCUCGCAAACCCUCAAACUGCACCAACCCCGACAAACUCACCUCAUUCUCAUCUAAGAAAUACCACGGCAGUCCCCCACCUAAUCACUUCCUCCACAAAACUCAUGGAAACAGCCAUAAAGACAGACGGCCAUCUCCCACUGGGGGCUCCUUGUCAGGAGACAGGUAUGGUCGAAGUGGGCAAUACCUCACAGAUGGCACCAACACCAGCCCUGAACCCGUCCAGCCAAAACAACGGCACCACCACAAACAGCAGCCUACUGCCUCACUUGGUGAACAUACCCAGCACUAUUCUCAGCACCAAACUCAGCCUGGCAACGGGCACAAAGGGCAUGGCUGCUCCCCUCCAUCCUCAGCCAAGGGUGUUGAGCCAGGCCUCGGAUCUGAGUCUUCAUCAACAAAGUCAGACUCAUCCAGGGCCAGAGACACAGCCACCAGUCACAGCUCGGAGCAGAGUGGUCGACAUCAUUCUCAACAUGAGGGGCUCUCUAAACAAUACAGGGUGAGUUCCCUAUUCUAA